AUGUCGAGCAAAGUCAUUCAGCAUGUCUUUGUUGUUGGUGGGAACGGGUUUCUCGGUUCUGCUAUACGUGAGCUGUUUGUUUUAUUGAUGGGGCAUACUCCUGCGUGGACAAAAGAGGUUGACUUUCGUAAAGCCUCUGCAUUUGAACCCUCCGCAUAUCGUGAACUUCUGGAGUCCUGCACGGCGGUAGUACACACAAUUGGCACACUUCUUGAGGCGCCGAAAUACAAAUCUGCCGUUAGAGGUGGAUCGCUCGGCGGUCUUGUAUCAGCGUUUGGCCAAGCAUGGGGACUGGGAGCUGCAGGGAAUCCAUUGGAAAAGCGAGUGCCGGGUGAAGAAGGAACAUACGAAUAUUAUAAUCGAGAUGCUGCCCUGCGCGUCUUGGAGACCUUUGCAUCUGGACCAGGAUCAACAGUACCCCAACCAUUUGUCUACAUAUCCGCAGAGGAUAUAUUCCGUCCAUUGGUUCCGGCCCGGUAUAUUGAGUCCAAACGUGCGGCCGAGGCCGGGAUUGCACAAGAGCCUCGUGUGAGAGGACUUAUGUACCACCCCCAUACUCGCCCACUCACGACUCCUAUUGCGACGCUCCUCGAUUUAUCUGCAACUCUACAUCAGAAUAUACCUUUCCCUGGACCGGCAAAUAUAUUACGCGCACUAGCAUCAGCAGACUUGGCUAGGCGGCCUCAGACUUCUGAUUCGGGUUCCAGUGUUGCGUUACUCGAUAGUCCUCUGGAAGCAAUGGCUAGAGCCUUGGAAGUGCCCCCUAUUCAUGUCGAGCAUGUUGCUCAGGCCGCUUGUGAGGCGAUCGAGCAGGAAGAUGCAAUUGGCCCAUACGGCGUUAAGGAAAUGAGAAGAUUAAUAGGAUGGGGUAGCCCUCCAGAAGCAAGACAGAACGAGACCCGUAUAGUCUGA
Messenger RNA from Rhizoctonia solani, 912 nucleotides. RefSeq lists its product as uncharacterized. Gene Ontology annotation, molecular function: protein-containing complex binding. The record is from RefSeq and is a predicted model, not a curated record. Gene Ontology annotation, cellular component: mitochondrion. NCBI's taxonomy places the organism in Eukaryota, Fungi, Basidiomycota, Agaricomycetes, Cantharellales, Ceratobasidiaceae. The coding region runs from base 1 to 912 and encodes 303 amino acids. The transcript has 7 exons.